This is a messenger RNA of Arachis duranensis, 801 nucleotides long. RefSeq lists its product as uncharacterized. NCBI's taxonomy places the organism in Eukaryota, Viridiplantae, Streptophyta, Magnoliopsida, Fabales, Fabaceae. The transcript is spliced from 3 exons. The record is from RefSeq and is a predicted model, not a curated record. Bases 1 to 801 code for a protein of 266 amino acids.
AUGGCCAGAGCCGCUGGGAGCGGCGUCGCGGUGUCCGGAGAAGAGAGGGAAGAGGGUUGCGCGAUGGUUCUGGAGGCGUGGCGCGGGUGUUCAAUUUCUUCUUUUGAAGAGCUAGCGAGAUCUUUCAUUGAUUACUUUGUCGCGUCAAGAAUACAUGUACACGGAUCAGAUUACCUCGGCACAAUUAGACAAGGACAACAUGAAAGCCUAAAAGACUACAUGACUUGGUUCGCUGAAGCAACUAUGGAUAUUCCAAACUUAGACCCCGCAGUCCACCUACACGCCCUUAAAACCGGCCUCAGACUUGGCAAGUUCCGAGAAAUGAUCACAAAAAUAGACAAACAAACAACCAGGAGAGAAGAGGAGAAGACUUUCAAAUCAUCAGGCAACAAGGAACCAAAGAAACCUUUCAAGCUCACGCCAAAAUUCAAUACCUACACCAGAUUCAAUACCAAGAGGGAGAACAUAAUCAAUGAGAUUCUCAACACCAAGAUAGUAAAACCUCCUGCCCGAUCAGGAAGUUAUCAAGACCAUCAAUUUGUAGACAGGAGCAAGCACUGUGUGUUCCACCAGAAGUAUGGACACACAACGGAUGAAUGCGUAAUAGCCAAGGACUUGCUAGAAAGAUUAGCUCGGCAGGGACUUCUGGACAAGUAUGUCGAAGGGCGAAGAAACAGGAAAAUCAAACAAGAUCAAGACGAGCGUCCAACAGAAAAGGAAAAAGGGAAAUGGACAGUCCCGAAUCCACCAAGAGGAAUAAUAAACUGCAUAUCAGGAGGAUAUGCAGGAGGAGGCGAAUAA